Messenger RNA from Haplochromis burtoni (Burton's mouthbrooder), 245 nucleotides. Its product is annotated as histone H2B. The transcript has a single exon. Gene Ontology annotation, cellular component: nucleosome. The coding region runs from base 28 to 231 and encodes 67 amino acids. Lineage: Eukaryota; Metazoa; Chordata; Actinopteri; Cichliformes; Cichlidae. Gene Ontology annotation, molecular function: protein heterodimerization activity; structural constituent of chromatin; DNA binding. The record is from RefSeq and is a predicted model, not a curated record.
CGCGACACCGGCAUCUCCUCCAAGGCCAUGAGCAUCAUGAACUCGUUUGUCAACGACAUCUUCGAGCGCAUCGCUGCCGAGGCCUCUCGCCUGGCCCACUACAACAAACGCUCCACCAUCACGUCCAGGGAGAUCCAGACCGCAGUGCGCCUGCUGCUCCCCGGUGAGCUGGCCAAGCACGCCGUGUCUGAGGGCACCAAGGCCGUCACCAAGUACACCAGCUCCAAGUAAACUGAUCCUGCUGU